GUUGUAAUCGCGCUAAAAUGCUAUUUUUGUAGUACUCCGUUUGUCCUUCACAGGUCAUGUACUUGUGCGCGUUGUUUUUUUUGUCAUCACAACAAACUCGCACACGUACACGCAUAGCAGCAAUACCGGGUCUAUGAGGAGUGUUACCUAUCUAACGCGUUAUUAUUCAUAUCUCCACUUCAACAUUCAAUGUGCUGGUGGUGAGGACAGGCUGUCGUGAGCCGGGUUUUAAAGAUUCCAGUAUUGACCCAACGAAGCUGACAUGGAGGUGAUCCUCGUUGGAGUUGCUGCAUGCGUCCUUGUGGCUUCUUUGAAAUUCCUCUUCGGGAGAAGCAAGAACCAAGGCAGCCUACCCCCAGGACCUUCCGGUCUUCCCAUCAUUGGCAACGUUCACCAGAUUGAAAUUGUGCGCCUUCACCACAGUGUGGAGAAAUUCAGAAAAAGGUUUAAUGGCAUAUUCCGUCUGAACAUUUUUGGUCGGAACAUUGUUAUCGUGGACUCCUAUGAUCUGAUGAAAGAAGCUUUCACUUCUCCAGCUCUGGCGGACGCGUUUGCAGACAGGCCGCCAAUUUUCCCCGGAAAAUAUGUUCUGCCGAGCGACAUCAUCUUCCAGCCCUACACGCCGAAGGUAGUCCAGUUCCGGAAAGUCCUCCACCAAGUCAUACGGGCUCACGGAAGCGAGUCCACAUCGAAAGAUACUAUCUACAUGGAAAUUGACCAUCUGAUAGAAAGAUUCCAAGCACACGGGACUGAUGCCUUUGAUCCUAAACACGACAUUUACAUUUAUAUCACCAACACCAUGCUAACACUUCUGACCGGGAGGCGACGAGAGGCGAAUGAUAAGCUGCUGAAGCUGGUGUGUAGUAUAGAGCAUCAUCUCAGCUAUCUGGCCAAUCCAGGCAACAGCACUCUGAUGGAGUUGUUUCCCUUUUUGCGAUACUUCCCCAACAAAGCCGGUCGGUGUUACAGAGAGUUUAUGGUGAAAAUCGAUGAAAUCAUCGAACUGUUCCGCAAAGAAUAUUCGAAUGGAGACAUUGAUGGGGAAAGCACGGUGGGGCAGCUGUUGUCAGACAACAUGGAGGUGGAAGGGAACAAGCUGACUGAGGACGACAUCAGAGGACUGCUCAUGGAUAUCCUUGCCGCAGCUGCGGAAACAACACGACAGACGCUGCUCAGCGCAUUGUUGUAUUUAGCCAAACAUCGAAACGUGCAGGAGAAAAUUCAAGCUGAAAUGGGCAGAGUUGUUCCCCUUGGCACCGUGGUCAUGGGCGACGACAAGGUUCGCCUGCCUUACACCAGCGCCGCUCUGUUAGAGUUUUACAGGGUGCACAGCCCUUUACCUCUCCCUUUUCCCCACGUUGCAAAUCGGGAUGUUGACUUCCAUGGCUACCACAUACCCAAAAACACAACAGUGUUAUUCAGCAUGUGGUCAAUACAUCACGACGAAGACUUCUGGGAACGACCAUUCGACUACAUUCCUGAAAGAUUCCUUGACCACAGCGGCGAACUGCUUCCCAAUAGCGAUGAAAAACGUCGCCGAGUGGUCGCCUUCGGCCUUGGGAAGCGCAUAUGUCCUGGUGAAGGUAUGGGUCGUCUUCGCGUCUUCCUCUGUGCGGCCAACAUUCUGCAAAACUUCGACAUACUUGAGGACAAGUCAUGCCCCUUGCCCCCUGCAGACUCACGCACCUUUGAGCAAGGGGUUGUCCUCUAUCCACCCGCGUAUAAGAUACGGCUCAGGAAGCGAGAAAGCAAAUAGUUUUUGCAGCAGCAAGAAAUCGCUUGAUUUCUAGGAACAGCGAAACUAUGCUCCUUAAAGGCGCUAUGCACUGUAGUGUUGAGUUUACCUCAGUAUAGGCCCAGACGUUGUAAUGAUGGACAUGUUAUAAAAAUCACACAUCGUCAGUGUGUUGUGGUUAUCGUUACUAUUAGGUUGAUCAGGCCAUGCAUCAUAAAUGUUAGGCUGACAAACAAAUAUAUUAGGCUUGCUGUGGCUGCCAAUUUAACAAAUUGCUCCUAAUUUAAAAAAUAUAUUUUUUAAUUAACUAAUAGACAUAUAUACAAAAUAUAAUUUGUUCAAGGAGACGAACAAAAUGGUGCUUGAAUCAAGCUUGCUAGCACUGCCAAUUUCGUCAAGCCAAAAGACCCUUCACAUGUGGACCAACAUAAUAUUAUACAAAUAACCAAUACAAUCAUGAACAUGUAUACAACUUGAAUUAUAACAUGUAAUUGUUAUGUUUGUCUUGCCUUAUAUGCUUUCGAUCAAUCAACAAGAACACAAAUAAUUAAAUAGGGGUCACGGGUGGCUCAGUCGUCUAAGGCGCCGCGAUUCGCUGUGCAGAGUUGCGUCCCUUGGGCACGCCAGAAACCUAUGAUUGCGGGUUCGAAUCCCGGUUCGCCCCGAUUAUGUUUCUAGGUUUGUCAGCACCAUACCCGUGCUCGUGGGUUUCACCGAAGUGGUAAACGUCUGAGACCUGCAUCACUUCGGGCUUUCCUCCCACACUAAGCUGACACGCCGCGAUAUAACUGGAAUACUGUUAAAAGCGGCGUUAACCACAACUCACUCACUCACUAAUGAAAUAAGACAAAAGCAAUAUGAUUCCUACAUCUUAUGAUCGUUCCCCUUCUUGUGAAGCCGCCUUUCUGUAAUACGUUUUGAAUCUAUUAUGACAACAACGUCUGUUGAGGGUUAUACUAAAAUGCCACUGUGCACUAAGAAGGUAAUAAUAGUAGUAAGUAUUAACAAAUUGAAACGAUCAAUGCAUUGAACAAGCUAUCAAAUCUGUCAAUUAUUAUGUUUCUCCCACCUUAUGUACGUGUAUACUUUACAAUGCUUAAAUGAAUCUGACAGGCUACGAUCAAAACUUUUUUCACUGUACCUGAGGUCAACAUGUAUCAUGUGAUUGAUCAUGUUUGCGUGUUGGAUACGUUUAACAACGUCAAAAGCUAUUUACCAUAAGUAUUGCAUGAUGUUCUAAGUCCAUGGCUGCUGAAAUUUGCAAAACGAAGGUAUGGUGACGAUUGGGUCCAGGGUAUAUAGUGUAAAGAAUGAAGAUAUUAUACACUGGAUAAUCGAGGAUGAUAGCUGUGUGAAGUGUCACUUAUAACGGUUUAUAUCUGCUAGUUUUUACUUUUAUACGAGAAUAUUAUUCAUUUUUCGUGCAAACUACCAGGGUUGACAUAACAGUUGGUGUGGUAUGAUGCGAUAUAAGCAUAAAUGUACAACGGAACCCCGCCAAUCCGGACGAUACGGUCAACGUGUUUCCUACAAUGUUCCUUCAGUGAGUCGGGCAAUAUUCCAGUUCCAGCCUUUGGUGUCAUUUCAUAUUCUGCUUUUAGUUGAGAUUUCUUAUGAUAUUUGCAUUUUGUUUGUCGCUUUUAAAUACAUAUAGACAGUAUGCGUUCGGUGUAAGGAAGUGUAACUGUGGCGACGCAUGAAUUGGAUAUUGAGCAGAAACAAGUUACAAUUGACUUUAUUCCUCCACAAAUGAACAGGCUGCCAUACAUGUCGCAUCAAAAUGAAAACACUGUGCCACAGGCAUGGUGCCACUGUCUUGCUACACCCAUGACACGACGCCAGCAGUGUUAGGAACGGAUACAGGACCAAGACCGGCGCUGAAGUCACUUCCGCCGGGACCAUAUGUACCUAAAAUAGAAAUAAACUCAAGUAAACAUUA
This is a messenger RNA of Haliotis rufescens (red abalone), 3674 nucleotides long. Its product is annotated as cytochrome P450 2C31-like. Gene Ontology annotation, molecular function: oxidoreductase activity, acting on paired donors, with incorporation or reduction of molecular oxygen; monooxygenase activity; iron ion binding. The transcript is spliced from 8 exons. Bases 263 to 1756 code for a protein of 497 amino acids. NCBI's taxonomy places the organism in Eukaryota, Metazoa, Mollusca, Gastropoda, Lepetellida, Haliotidae. The record is from RefSeq and is a predicted model, not a curated record.